Messenger RNA from Actinia tenebrosa (Australian red waratah sea anemone), 2614 nucleotides. RefSeq lists its product as uncharacterized. Lineage: Eukaryota; Metazoa; Cnidaria; Anthozoa; Actiniaria; Actiniidae. The record is from RefSeq and is a predicted model, not a curated record. Gene Ontology annotation, molecular function: lipid binding.
UCAAAAUAGACAUCUGAUCAUGGCGGUCAACGAGAAAGGGAACACUGUUUUAAAAGAAGGCUGGGCUGUCAAGGAAAGUGGACAAGCUUUUCUAGGCAAAACAAACUGGAAAAGAAGAUGGUGUCGUCUCGUUAAACGUCCCGAGGGAAUCACAACAUGGUCAUAUUACAGAAAAAUGGAAGACAUUGAGGCUAAUCAGCCAGCUGGCUCGAUAGAGCUCGACUCUACAUAUGUUGCACGCGAACUAGAGACAAAAGAAGAAAAAAAUAAGCCGUUCUGUUUUGCCUUGGGGCCUGUGUUUGAUAAUACGGCAAAAAGGACUUAUUACGUCAGCUGUGAUAACGAAGAAGACAAGCUGUCCUGGAUGGAGGUAUUGAGUGCAUCGAUAGAAACAGAUCUUUUCUCUUCGGAGACAUUUAACGAAAAUAGAAGAAGCGUUCGCUCAAGAAUGGACAGACGGACAAGAAAGAAACGCCACCAGAAGACCUUAUCAGCUCCAGCGCAGAUGUCUUCAAAAGUCUUGCAAGUCAGAGAUGAAUAUUUGAACCCAAGUUGGCGAAUGGAGCAAUGGAGAUGCCUUUGUUCUGUCAUCAAGGAAGCAAUAUGGAAAAAAACUGACAGCAAAAAUGGCGUGACUCUCUCACGACUGAGCUUUAAACAUGAAUCAUACGCCGUGAUAAAGAUUGAAGGGUGUAUUCCUGUUCCUCUUGAAGUAACGUAUGAUUAUUUACUGACUGCUGUGAGACCUGGAGGAAAGUUUGACCAGAUUUUUCGAAAUGAAGAAGUUCUGGAAGUUAUUGAAGAUUCAAUCCCAAGGGCAUCCAUAGUAACCAACACGUACAGUCUUCCAAUGCCAAGUAUGUCUAGGCGAGAGUGCUGUUUACUAAGGUGUUGGAUACCAUCCUACCUCACCAAGGACAAUACCUGUGGUCUUUUCGUCACAUCGGUUAACUAUCCUAUGCACAAACCCACAAAGGGUUCCGUCAGAGUUCAAGUACAGCCGUCUGGAUUCAUGUUGUCUACAAUAGAAAAUAAAGACGGGUCACGUCAUACUUUGGUUAGCGCUCUGGGACAAAUAGAUCUUCAGGACUCACUACAGAGCAUGCUAGAGGCGACUUUCAAGUCUGGUCUUCUGAAAAUUGGUCUUCGAACAGGUUUCGCACACAUUAGUAAUCAGAUAGAAAAAUAUUACUCACUAAUAAAUAGAUAGAUUUUUAGAUGAAUAACAGAUGUAUAUAUAUAUAUACACUUUCUCUCCAAAGACAAAUAUUCUUUCAUUUAUCUACUACUUGGAGAUUUUAACCGAUUUGGCGGCUAUCUUGAAUUCUAUCGUUUUCAUUGAGACAUUAAGGGAUGCCGAGGGAUCAACUAUUGGACAAGUAUAGACUAUACAGCAGUCGGGGUAUUGAUGGGUUGCAAGCAUUUCCAGAGAGUCAAAAGACAAAAACAUGGCGGCCAUUGUGGUGCCGUUAACAAUGGAUGCUAAUAAGAAAUGUUUUGUAAAUGGCACCAACAUGGCCGCGAUGACGUAACGUGCAAUCGAAUAAUAUAUUUUUUAUCAAUUUACGCUUUUUAAUGAGAAGCACACCGAAAAAGCAAUUAAAGUUUUUGAUAGUUGGAACAAUAAACACCAAGAUUUCAAAUUAUUUGCUCUAUACAUUUUCUACAUUUUCCCCCUCGGCAUCUUAUAAUUCAAGAUGGCCAUCACACCAGUAAAAAGAUCUAUUUAAGYGUAGCUAAUAUUCAUCAAUCGAGGGGAGCGGGAUAAAUCAAAGAAGUAUUUUCUUAAGGUGGCUGGACCCCCUCACGCUUGACCGCUACCUUCCACUUUUGGAACGCUGGUACAUAAACGUGUUUUAUCGGAUUGCAAAUCUUUUUUACACAUAAGUCACAUAAAGAUUGAAUUAAUGUUUGAUACAGUUUUUAAUGAGAACGGAUGUCAUAACACGUGAUUAUGAUGAAAUACUUGUUUUUGUUUAGAGAACAAUUUUAGCCUUGCAGAGCGAUCAACAUAAAUGCUUCGUACCACAUAAUUGUAUACUAGAUGCGCUCCAUUAACUAUGCACAAACUGAGAAACUGCACGGAAGGAAACCUAGUGCACGAAAUGGUGGAGCUAGACCUUGGAAUAUUUACCGCAAAAUUUGACAAAUAUUCGCCUAACGAUUACGAAAGUAAAAAGUUUUCAUUCAUGAAGUGUAAACUUACUGGGAAAAUAGCGCAUUUAUAAUGCUUGGUUUGAAAAUUUCUUUAAGUAACAGCAGCUUGAUUUAUAAUACAUUUCCACAAAACAUACCAUAGCAUUAAAAUGGCUUCCUGCAUGCUAUUUUCAUAUAAGUGUUUCGUCCAAUCACUUCGCGGAAUCUUGUGACUCGGCUUUGAUUCUAAYCCUCCGAGUUUUAAGUGUGUUUUCACACCAGCCACUCUAAACUAAGAAACCAAAUCUCUGCUAAAACGUUGGGACWUUGAUAAAACUGAGUAUGAAUUUGGGUGGACAACCAUCGUAAACCGCUAUAAUUUAUCCCCACUGGUAGAGUCUUUCUUUAAUUUUCCCAGAGAGAAAGAAGAGAAAGAUAACGAUUGUCAAUGACGGAAAAAUUAAAGUGGUCAAAGCUC